CCCGAUUACCCCCCCGAAAGAACCAAAAAAGUAUGUCAUCCAAUCCGCAAUAAAAAUAUAAACAGAAGGAGAAAUCCCUGUUUAUCGGAGAAAUAGGAAAUGUUUAUCAGUUCGAUUGUGUAAAUAUGAAGUGAAUAUAAACAGGAGUUUUGUUCAGUUAAACAUUUAACAUUUUUAUCAAUAGAUGUACAAAAGUUCAAUAACACAAAAUGAAAAUACGAGAUUUUAUCAAAUCGUUUGGAAUUCGAAAAGGAAGACAAAUUUCGACGACCAAUUUGGUUUCUUUUGAAGCGUUCUACGAUGAUAGGGGUAACAAAUUUCCCGAUAUAAAAGAGUCUUGCACAAAGUCCAAUCCGUCCCAGAAUGAAGAAUACAUUGGUGGUUAUGUACGUUUUAAAGAGACAAGUGAGGUGAAACCAGUAUUCCGUCCUAGUCUCCCUAUAAUACUGGUGAUUUUCAUCCUAAUAUCUGUUUUUAUAAUACUACCGAUAAUAUAUCUAGUUAAUUGCUUUAGAUUCACUUUUGACAAUCAAGAUUUUUACCAUCGUAAUGCUCCAGCUAUCUACAGUGAUACAAGUACUAAAGAGCCUAAAGAUCAAACCACCAAAAGACCUUGGAAGUUGCACGAUCUACCAGUUCCUCCAGCACCUGAUUACAACCAAUGCAAAUUAUUAACUGACUUAGACAAAUUCGAUUGUUUUCCAGAAGAUGGCGCCAACGCUGAGAAAUGUGAAGCUAGGGGAUGUUGCUGGAUUCCGAGAAACAAAUCUGUAUUAUCGCAGGCUCCGCUUGAUGUGCCGUACUGUUUUUAUCCUCCAAAUUAUAAUACUUAUAAAGUGGUUAAUGUUACAGAGACCAGUUUUGGUCUUAUAGCCUUUUGGAGGAGACAGUAUAGGACGGCAUAUCCUGAUGACGUCGAUGAAUUGAAGAUGAUUGUUAAGUAUGAAACAGAAACAAGAUUACGUGUAAAGUUUGUAGAUCCAAGUAGCUUCAGAUUUGAACCACCUUACCCAGAGGUACCAAUCGUUGAUAAGGCAUCAUUAGCCUUGUCCUAUAUUAUCCAAAUCAACACGUUCAAAUCUGGAUUUAAGGUCUUGAGAAAAAGUGACAACGUUACAAUAUUUGACUCAAAUAACUUCCUAAACUUAAUCUAUUCAAAUCAAAUGCUACAAAUAAGUUCAAAAUUGCCUUCAAAAUAUAUUUAUGGUAUUGGAGAGCACAGAUCAAAUCUUCUAUUGUCAACAGAAUGGUCCAAAUUUACACUAUUCAACCAUGAUAUGGUUCCUACAGAUAACAAAAAUCUAUAUGGAAGCCAUCCUUUUUACUUAAUGAUUGAGAAUUCCACAAAAAGUCAUGGAGUAUUUUUGCUUAAUAGUAAUGCAAUGGAUGUCAUCUUACAACCGACUCCUGCAAUCACAUUCAGAACAAUCGGAGGGAUCUUUGACUUCUAUUUCUUCUUGGGACCAACACCCAGCGACGUCAUCAGUCAAUAUACCGAUCUAAUCGGUAGACCUUACAUGCCUCCGUAUUGGGGUCUGGGAUUCCACUUGUGCAGAUUCGGCUACAAAACUUUGAACAAUACUAGACACGUCAUGCAGAGGAAUAUUGAUGCUGGAAUACCAUUGGAUACCCAGUGGAACGAUCUGGACUAUAUGAAUGACAGCAACGAUUUUACAUACAAUCAAGUAAAUUUUAAAGACUUACCAAGUUUUGUAAGAGAGUUGCAUUCGAGAGGAAUGCAUUACAUACCUCUAAUUGAUCCAGGUGUUAGUGCCAGUGAAAAACCAGGUACCUAUCCACCCUAUGAUGUAGGAAUAGAAAUGGAUAUCUUCAUCAAGAACUCGAGUGGACAGCCUUUCGUAGGAAAGGUGUGGAACAGAGUUUCUACCGUAUGGCCCGACUUUACCAAUCCCAAUGUCGUAGACUACUGGACCUUGAUGUUGAAGAACUUACACAAAGAAAUCCAAUUUGACGGUGCUUGGAUCGACAUGAACGAACCUUCCAAUUUUCUGUCGGGCGCGUUCAACGGCUGCCCCAACUCGACCCUGGAAACGCCGCCAUACUUUCCUGACAUUGACGGUGGCGUGAUCAACUACAAAACUGUGUGUAUGAGUGCUAAGCAAUACGCCGGCUUACAUUACAAUGUCCACAAUUUGUAUGGAUUAACAGAAGCGAUAGUUACUAAUUUUGCAUUAGCAGAAAUCCGUGGCAAAAGACCGAUGGUAAUAUCACGUUCAUCAUUUUCUGGACUCGGCCAUUAUGCAGGACAUUGGAGUGGAGAUGUGUGGUCUUCUUGGGACGAUUUGAAAUUUUCCGUACCAACAAUCUUGUCCUUUAGUUUGUAUGGUGUUCCUUUGAUGGGAGCCGACAUAUGUGGAUUUAAUGGAAACUCCACCGCCCCAUUAUGUAAUAGAUGGAUGCAACUAGGAGCGUUCUAUCCAUUUUCUAGAAACCAUAAUACCGACGAUGGAAUUGAUCAGGAUCCGGUUGCAUUUGGACCACAAGUUGUCGCCUCUUCUGUAAAAGCGCUGACGGCGAGGUAUUAUCUCUUACCUUAUUUAUACACUUUGUUCCACAAGGCGCAUGUAACUGGAGAAACUGUAGCAAGACCUCUAUUUUUUGAGUUUCCUCAAGAUAAAAAUACGUAUGGAAUUGAUACUCACUUUUUAUGGGGUUCUGAUUUACUAAUUGUUCCGGUAUUAAAGGAAAACGAUGUAAAUGUAACUGCGUAUAUUCCUAAAGGCAACUGGUAUAACUUUUACACCCUCGAAGGAUUUUAUAGCAAAGGCGAAAAUUUCACUCUUGAUGCUCCUCUGGACACGAUUCCGUUGUUGGUUAGAGGUGGGGCAAUCGUUCCUUUGCAGAAGCCAAAAAAUACUACCACAGACUCCAGGAAGUCGAAACUUGAACUACUCAUAGCCAACGAUGAAAGGAAAUCUGCUUCAGGAGAUCUGUAUUGGGACGAUGGUGAUUCUCUGAAUUCUUACAAAGAAAAACAGUAUUCAUCCCUCAUGUUCGAACUAGAAGAAAACACCCUACGUUCCUACGCCACUUUCAUCGGAUCUGAAAUACCACCGAAUCUCGACAGAGUUGCUGUACUGGGAAUUGAAGACAGUGUGAAAGAAGUUGUGGUCAACGGUGCUAGUCAUAAAAAUUUCGAUUACAACUCUAAAAAUAAGUACUUAAAUAUCGACAAAUUGGAUAUACCUCUUCAAUCUCCUCUGGUUAUUUCGUGGAAAUAACUCAAAUAUUAUUAAAUAAGUAUAUUUAUUAUUUUUCUCUUGUAUUACUUACUCAUUUUAUUACCAUAUUUUAACUUUUAUUGUAGAAAUAGUCGGUAUAAUGUUUUUCUUGAAUGUAAGAACUUCAUUUUUAAUUCUUUUAAAACUUCUACUUUAAAAAAAUGGAGAUUUUUUAUGGGAAAUGGUAACUCGUUUGAAAUAAUUAAUAUUCUUUCAUUUAUUUAAAUAAAAAAAUAUAUAAGUUUAUGAUAAAAUUCAUGAUGACUAAUUCUGCGUUAUUUCCAAAAGGUGUAGUGUGUAGCUUUAUUAGGUUACCUAAUAUUAUAUCUAGUAUAUUCUACAUACUUAAUAUUAUAUAUAGUAUAGUGAACUCCCUGUGAGUUGUUCCAAAAUACGGUAAAUCAAUAUAUGAAAGGUCUUGUGAUUCUCUUUUUCAGUAUUAGAUGAUUGAAAAGCUGUUGCCUUCUUCUUCUUGCAGUACAGUCUCCUAUCGGAGGUUGACUACCAUCACAGCAAUCUUAACUUUGUUGGCUGCAGCUCUGAACAGUUGUAUUGAACUGCACCCGUACCACGCCCUUAAAUUUCGAAAAUACGUCCCACAUUUCUCUUUCUCGAUAUUUUUCCUUGGAUUAUGAGCCUUAGCAGGAAAUACUUUUCCCCUCUUAUUAUGUGGCCUAGAUAUUCCAAUUUUCUCGUUUUUAUGGUUUUUAUAUACAUCGCAUUCCUACCCCGUCUGCAGCAAAACAGCUUGAUUUGUUAGUCUCUCUGUCCAUGGUAUUUUCAAGGGUCUAGGACGUUUCAUCGCCGCCGUUUCGAUGCCGCCAGUUCGAUGCCGAUGCCGGCCGAUUCAUCGCCAGUCAAUUAAUCGCUAUCUGAUAUAUUUCCGAAUUUUCGACAGUUACAAUUAUUAGUUAUUUUUAGUAUUAAUUAGGAAUUCUAGGAAAUGCGAGAUAUGACGGCCAUGAAAUGGACUGGCGAUGAACCGGCGGCAUCGAAACGGCCGGCGAUGAACCGGCGGCAUCGAAACGUCCCAUUCCGUAUUUUCAACAUUCUCCUGUAGCACCACAUCUCGAAUGCCUCGAUGCUUUGAUGUUUAUCUUUUUUAGUGUCCAAGCUUCGAUGCCAUAGCACCUUAACAUUCUCAUUCUCAAUUUCAGAUUUAUGUCUCGGCAGCAUAGGAACUUUUUCAUUUUGAUAAAUGAUUGCUGUUGCCUACUAUCCCAAAAUUAACUUUACCGGACCUUUGAAAAACACGCAACACGGCUUCAAGAAAUAACAUUAUCAUCAAUAAAAAUGAUAAAAGCUCCAAGGAAUAACAUCAUCUCUGUAUUAUUUUCGCGUUCUUCCCAACUUUCCUCGAUAUUAUCGUUUUCCAAUAUUUCAUUCUCAGCAAAUUUUUCCGAUAUUGUUUUUCUGUAUAAGUAUUCCGUGGAUUCCGUAUUUAGUCCUUCGACUCUGAUUUUUGUUUGUGUUUGUGCCGCUCUCUUGGGUGUGAGGUUUUUCAUGAUGAUUAUGACUAUGGUCGCUACCUACAUCUGCUGAGUUGAGGCAUCUUACGUCCAUUAUUAUUUUUGAUGGAUGUAUAUCUCUGUUGGUUACAACAUAAUCUAUCAUAUAUAUUUGUCCACAGGUGUUAUUGAAUGUAUAUUUGUGUUGGUUUUUGUGGUAAACAAGGCGUUGUUUAUUCUAAUUUCGUUAUUCGUCAGAAGUUUAUUAUCAGUUCUCCUUCUUCAAGUUCAUUCUGGUAAUUAUAAUUUUGUUGGCUACGCGCCUGAAUAGUUCAGUUGAACUGCAUCCAAACCAUUCACGGAGAUUGCUUAGCCACGAGAUUUUAUGUCUUCCUAAGCUUGGAAUAAGCUAAAAAAUACCAUGGUGAACAAAAAGUUCACGAUAGUGAUACUAAAAUCGCAUGACAGAAUCAGUGUAAUAGAUUCAUUCAAUCCAUGUUUAAAAAAUACUGUACUAAAUCGAUAGGUAUUCAAGACUUUUUAACGAGCUAAUCCCGAUAAAAUAUCUCCUAUUUACUUCAACUCCUUAAUCUUACUGUGAAAUAGUUUCUAAAUAUGUAAAUGCUAUGAAUGCAAUACGCUCAAUUUGAGAAUCUUAUAGUUAUUAGAAGGACACAUAUUCAUGGGUCAAUCCAUGCCAAGUGGUCCAAUAUAAAUUAAGUGGGUUGCUUGACUAUUUUUAAUAUUUUUUAUUUUUCUACCUUUUAAACUUCAGUCUAUAGAGACUACAGAAUUCCAUUUAUUAUAUUUUUAAAUAAUUUAGUUUGCCGAUGACAGCCGUUUUUGUUCAAGCGUAUCGAUCAUUUUCACGGAAAACAUGGCUUCGCUCUUUAGCCAAUAUUUUCACUAAGGUUUGUCCUAGAACAAUAAAUCAAAAACCAAACUUUUUAGAAAAGUAUGCUCUAAAGACGGCCUAUGGCAAUAUUUAAUUUCAAACUACCCUUAAGGCCUUAAAUGAACCUCAAAGUUUGAAAAGGUAAACUGAUAAAAUUCCAUUUUCAGCAUUUUUUUAACAGCAAAAGGCAAGCCGAUAAUGGUUUGUAAUUUUUUUCUGCAAAAGACAUACGUAUAUACUUUAUAUUAAAAAAGUUUGAGCUUUGAGACUUGAGUAAUUUUUUUCAAAAACAAUCUCAAAAAUGUAAUUUUUUGAAAAAUCUCAAAGUUUGACCCCUUAUAUCUCUGAUGGGCAGGGAUGAAAAAAUUUGAAAUUUGGCUGAAUGUUAGCCCCUAGCAAGUAGAAUAAGGAGUAAAAAUUUGGAGUUGCAGACUUACCUCAUAUAGGAGUUACAGGCAUGAAAAAAUGGUCAAAAAUCAAAAUGGUCAAAAUUUGAGCGUUUGCGGGCAGGGUAAUUAAAAUUCAAAUAAACUGUCUAAUGAAAUAAAAAUUAAUGUAUUUUUACCAGAUUUCGCAAUGAAUACAAAUCUAUAUUGGGUGGGCCAAAGAAAAGAGUUCACCUUGAUAUUUGGCAGUUAUUAGAUUUUAAGGGAAUGCCGAAACAGGUCGAUUUUUAUUUUGAAAUUACAAUUUUUUUAUAUAUAUUUCAUACGUCUCCAUGACGUGUCAUCGUCAGUGACGUCAUUCAUCUGGGCGUGAUGACGUAAUCGAUUAUUUUUUUAAUGGGAAUAGGGGUCGUAUGUUAUCUCAUUUGAAAGAGUGUUCAAUUCUCUGUUCAGUAGUAUAAACAAUAAUAUAAUUAUUUAUACAGGGUAGCCAAAAAAUAAUUUUUGAAUUAAAUUAAUUGACACAAAAAGAAGAAUGUAUGUAAUUUAUUUAACUCAAAAUACAUUUUAUUGCUGUCAUAAAAUAGAAAAAAAAAUAUUACUUUUCAAAUAAACAUUGCUUUUCGCUUAAAUUAAAUGUUCAAACUGUCAAGAGGUAGGUGGGAGGCUGUUGUGAUUUAAUUUAAGCAAAAAUAAAUAUUUAUUUGUGAAAUAAACAUUUUUUCUAUUUUCUGACAGCAGUAAAAUGUAUGUUUAGUUGCCACAAGACCCCUAUUCCCAUUUAAAAAAAGCAUCGAUUGCGUCAUCACGCUCUGAUGGAUGACGUCACGUAGUAUGAAAUAUAUCCCAAAAAGUUGCAAUAUAAUAAAAAUAAAUAUGGACUUAUUUCGGCAUUUCCUUAAAAUCUAAUAGGUAACUAUUGCCAAAUAUCGAGGUGAACUCUUUUCUUUAGCCCACCCUGUAUAAAUUUGCAUUCAUUGUGAAAUCUGGUGAAAAUACAUUAAUUUUUAUUUCAUUAGACAGUUUAUUUGAAUUUUAAUUACCCUGUCCGCAAACGCUCAAAUUUUGACCAUUUUGAUUUUUGACCAUUUUUUCAGGCCUGUAACUCCUUUAUGACGUAAGUCUGCAACUCCAAAUUUUUACUUCUUAUUCUACUUGCUAGGGGCUAACAUUCAGCCAAAUUUCAAAUUUUUUCAUCCGUGCCCAUCAGGGAUAUAAGGGGUCAAACUUUGAGAUUUUUCAAAAAAUUACAUUUUUGAGAUUUUUUUUGAAAAAAUUUACUCAAGUCUCAAAGCUCAAACUUUUUUUAUUUAAAGUAUGUACGUAUGUCUUUUCCAGAAAAAAAUUACAAACCAUUAUCGGCUUGCCUUAUGCUGUUAAAAAAAAUGCUGAAAAUGGAAUUUUAUCAGUUUACCUUUUCAAACUUUGAGGUUCAUUUAAAGCCUUAAGAGUAGUUUGAAAUUAAAUAAUGCUACAGGCAAUUUUUUAAAGCAUACUUUUCUUAAAAGUUUGGUUUUUGAUUUAUUGUUCUAGGACAAACCUCAGUAAAAAUAUUGGCUAUAGAGGGAAGCCAUGUUUUCCGUGAAAAUUAUCGACACGACACGCUUUAACAAAAAUGGCUGUCAUCGGCAAACUAAAUUUUUUAAAAAUAAAAUGAAUACAAUUUUGUACUCUCUAUAGACUAAAGUUUAAAAGGUAGAAAAAUAAAAAAUAUUAAAAAUAGUCAAGCAACCACCUUUGGACCACUUGGCUUGGAUUGACCCUGAUGCUUUGAUUCCUUCUUAGAGAAUAGGGAUUUUCAAAUCAUUAAAAACACUAUUUUAAAUAAUGUUUACAAAACUACAAUUAAUUUGAAUUAAUGUGAAUACAAUUAUUGAUCAUUUGAAAUAAACAACAUUCAUUAAUAGAUACUAGACGAAGAAAUAAACAUAAAUGAGUGCAAUUUCAUUUUUUUAUAGAACAUAUGGCCUCCCUUUUCUUUUAUAAUCUCUUUAUCGCGUUUUGGUAUAGAAUUAACGAAUAUGUUAUAGUGUUUCUUUUAUUUGCUGGCAAUGGAGCAAUGAUUCGAGAAUACAAAAAAAUAAAUAGGUACCAAAAACCUAUUUUUUAAAAACUCAAUCUUUCCAAUUGUUUUUUAUCUUUCGUACAGUGGAGUAAUGAACAAUAACUCCAGCGUGUGCUACGUUUUACUAAAAUUUUUGGAUUUUCUUAAUUAUUUUUAUUAUAUAGAUAUACAUAGAAUAAUUUUCUAAAUUAAUAAUACUUAGAAGGGAAAUAAAAAAUCAUCUCUUCCUUCUACAUUUUUAUUUUUCAUUUUAAUCUGUGUCUCUUUUUUAUUCAAAGUGUGUUUUUUUGUUUUUUAGUUAGCUGUUAAACUUGCGCCCCGUACUAAUAGAUCUCAAUGACGAAUGUUCACUUAAAGUAACAAUAUUUGUGCACAUUUUGAGAAUACCUACCAUCUUCUUCUUCUUCUUCCUUCUUGUAUGUAGGCUUUAAAGCCUGUUUCUUCUUCAAUGUUAGCCUCCUAAAUUGUUUAAAUUAUCGCACCAUCUUUUGAUUGGUCUACCAAUACUUCUCCGUCCAUUUGGUGACUUAUCUCGUGCUAUUCGUACUAUCCUAUCCUCUGCCAUUCUACUAAUGUGUUCGUUCCACUCCUGUUUCCGUUUUGUCAUCCAUCCAUUAAUGUCUUCUACAUUGCAUGAUCUUAUAUUUUCGCUUCUCUCCCUAUCCAACAGACUUUUCCCUGAUAUUCGUCGAAGUAUUUUCAUCUCUGUUGUUUCUAGUAGUCGUCUCGUUUUAGAUGUGUCAGGUCUUGUCUCCGCCGUGUAUGCCAAUAUAGGUCUAAUUGCUGCUUUAUAGAUUCCAAAAAUACCAUCUAUCUCCAAAAAUAAGAAGCAAAUAAAACGCUCUAAUAGGGCUUUUCAUUCACAGUCAUUUGUUUCGAGCUUCUGUCAUGUGUCGUAUAAUAUUAAGAUAUCUACGUCAUACGUCUUUGGUUUGUACUUAGGAAGGAGUCUGUCAUAUAUCAACAACACCUUAAAUUUCAAGCCGAAACGGCCAUCUUGAACGUCUGUGGAUGACUCAUAAGUUUUUGUCAACGAUGUAAAAGGUGUUUGUGUAUUGGAUCAGCUGUGUGCAUAGGCGUACCAUCUGGUAAAGCUCCUGUACAUUCAAUCAAAUAACUGAAGUUAUUAGUAUAAAAAAAUGUUAUUUAACUGACUUUUCAACAAAAUAUUUUAUUAAUACGUAUUUGCUCUUGAUCUACAGCUGUUUGUUUAACAUCAAAGAUGUAAUAAAAUCGUUAAGAAUUGCAUUUCUUCCCUCUUUCAAAGGUACGUCACUGGAGAUGGAAAGCAAAUCUGAUAGCUAGUCGCCAUUUGCGACCUCCUUCCCGGCUCAAGGUCAUUUUGCAUGUAGGUACUCCUUCCUUUGCAAGGUAGAUAUAUUAAUAUUAGACGACACAUGACAGAAGCUUGAAACAAAUGACAAUCGAUGAAAAACCCUACUCAGCUUACUUCAGCAAAAACACAAUUCUAAAAAAACAAAAAUGCAUCACGUGUGUAGCAUGAUAUUCGCUCUGAGCGUUAACAAAGUGUCAAAGCAAAAUCAACCGACCUGCUCAUGGUCGCGGUUUUUUGAAAUUUUAUCAGGACACUUUGUGUAUGUUUAAAUGAGACAUUUAAAAAAAAUGCCGUGUCCCGCUAGUGAUAUUAUGUAUUAAUAUAAACAGAAAAUAAAAACGCACUUAAUCUGAUAUAAAUUCUUCUAUUUCCAAUAUUGAUUAUCAGUUUGAUUUUGUAUACAUAACCUCACUAUCGCAGUUUAUGUCAAUAAAUCUUUAUUAACGAAAAAGAAAAUAUUUUUGUUGCACUAUAAAUUACAGUAUAAAUUAACAACUAAUGAAUUCUAACAAUUGUAUUCGGUUAUUAUCACUACAAAAUAAAAUAUUCAAGUUUAACAAAAUAAUCCCAUAAGACUCAAUGUUAAAACGUCCUGACAAAAUCUGACAGCGUGUCACGUGACUGUAAGUAGAGGGGAGACGCACGGAGCCAAUAAUGAAACCUAAAUUUAUUGUAUCAUGGUGUGUAGCUCAGUAUGUGUCACCGACUGUCACAACUUGUCACUACAUUGACAUAAACGUGUUGCCAACUGGUAAAAAAGUAAAAUUUUGAAAAAUAUGUGUUCACAUUAAUUCGCACAAUACUGUACUUACACGGUGUACGUUUACGUUUUCAUUUAAAUGUACUUUCUUAUACAAUAUAUACCUAUUGUUGAUAAGUGUAAACAAUUUACCACGUCAUAUUAAAGUUAAAGAAAUGUCUGUGUUAAGCCAAAGUUCUAUGUAAGUUCGUUAUCCAUUAGAUGCCAAAUUUUACGAAGAAAAUUAUUUAAAUGUUACCUCAUAGAUGCUAAAGUUAGUCUUAGAAUUAGAUAUAUGGAUAAGGUGAAAAUAUUGUGAUUUUAUUGCUCAAUGACAAUGUUUAAUUUUAACUAAAACGUUUGUGACUGGCUGUGUUGUCAAAUAAGGGACUAUUAUAAAUAGUGCUAUGAAGUGGUGCUUGCUUUUAAAUCUGCCAACUUAACUUAAAAUUUGUGCUAUACAUUUAGAGCAGAAUCGAAUCAAAAUAUUAAAUAGAGAAAUAGUAUGAAAGGAAUAAUCAAACAAUCAAUCAAAAAAGGUACAAUCCCGUUAAUAAAUUGAAUAAUAGUUUCAGCAUAUCGGUGCAAAACGUUUCAAUUAAUUCAGUGUAUAGAACAUUUAGUGUGCCCUAAUUUUUCACUCAACAAUUAUUAUUUUUUAUGUGAAAAAAACCAAAUUUUUCACUACUUCCUUUUUACUCAACGAUAAAACUCACCUCCAGUCAACCUGUCGAAAAAUUAGUUUCUCUUAACCCUCGUAAGCAGGUGCGGAGUGCAGCUGCAUCGCAGACUUUCUUUUUCGCACCUGUCUUUUUUGUUACUUUUUGUCCAUUUUUUUAUUCGCAUUAAAUUCAAUUCUAAAGGCAUUCCACCCAUUAUAGAUUUUAAAACUCUGCGUUUAAGGGCUUUUUUUGGAAAAGUGACUGUGGGGUAGAAAUGCACCCCGCAACCUCGUUAACAUUUGCCAUAAUAUUUUAAUACUUAUAAUUUUACAAGUGUGUUCUCGAGAGAUCUGACUAAUUUUACUAGAGAUUUAAUACACUCGGAAGCCUUUGUCAGUAACUAUCUCAAUCGAAUCUGCCAGGUGCCAGGACACGUGUAAGAAUUAUUUAUUUUGGUGGAUUCAGUGUAUAUUUUUCUUCAGUUUAUAAGUUUCCUCCCAAGUCUUGUUGAGUGUAGUAAAUUAGUGUGUACAAGUGACACUUCAAAUUUUUUAUUGAUAAGAGAACUAAGAUUGAGAAGAAGAACUAAGAUUUUAAUGGACAAUGAUGCUACGGAAUUUGACCAAAAAGUGCAUACCAAGAAAAUAGUGACGAGGAGAGUGAUAAAUAAUUGCUUCACGGGAGUGAAUCUGAUGAACUCCUAUUCGCGGUGUGCAAGUACUUGGAAAGGGAAACGAGAAACGACCGUGCGCGAGUCGCGGAGAAAUAUUGCAACUAUCUUAAAUAAUUCAUAUUGUCAAUUGAAAUUGUCAAAUUGACGUAUAUUUCAUACCUUCUGUCAUUGACGCAGAAAAAUUAUAUAUUGCUCCACAAUAUUGAUAUGAUAUGCAAUUAUUAUAUAAAGGUAAAUUUAAUUAAUUGUAUUUUGCUUGCAGUACUGCAUUUUAAUAACUGAUUUUAUUUACUACAUACAAUUGUUUACGUUUGCUAAACAUAACCUGCAUCUUAUUUUUUCUUCUUAUUAUUUUUUUGGACUAUGGUCUUGACAAUUAUCCAGCAACCAGGACUAAUAUAAUUGGCCAAUAUAAUUAAAAGUGCGAAUAAAAGUACAGAGCGUAGAAAUAGAGGUCGCUUUGCCGAACUUGCACGAUCCCAAUAAACCUGAAAUGAUACUUCAUUAUAACAAAACAAAAGGAGCUGUUGACGUAGUAGCCAAAUGGCACAACAAUACACAACACAGCGCAAAACACGCAGGUAGUUUUUUCACUAUUUACUUUAUUAUUUCAGCCAUAAAGGUUUUCAAAAUUUGGAAAAUAAAAAAUCCAAAUUACGAUGGGAAACAUUUGUAUGCAAGACAAAGUUUUUAUGAGACUUAGGGUGGGAAUUGGUAUAAGAAAAUGUUAUCUAGUCAUCAAAACACAAAUAAUAGCCUCAGUUACGUCAAAUGAUGAAAAUUGCAUAUUCUAUCCUGAAUUAGACGUUUCAGAUGUUCCUCCUGGGGCUAACAGAGUUGCGGGACCAUGUCGACAAGGUCGGUGCUACUUAUGCCAGAGAAAAAAAAGACUGAAAGUCCCGGCAUUACCCUAUUGUGUGUAAAAACUUUGUGUUGCUCACUCUGUAAAAAAUGUCAUGUGUUUGUCUUGCAACGAUAAUUAACUUUUUUAAGAAGAAAUAAGUAUUUUGUUUGUAAAAUGUUACUUCAUAGUAUAAUAAACAAGUUCUAAUUAUCUUUCAAAUGAAAUUUCCCGUUUACAUAUAAAAAAAUGGAUAUACGGAUAGGGUGCAAAUGCACCCUGCACUGUUUACAUAAGAAUCUAGGCACCGUCUUACGAGGGUUAGUAAAUAAAUCUAUCUCACUCUCUUCUCUAGGUAAACAGCAUUUUCUCUUACUUUAUCCCUACGUACGAUAAAACCCAUUAAAACAAUCAAAUAUAGCACUUAUUUGACAGCAGAGUUAUCUCUUUGAUAAUAUUCUCCAUCCAUCAUAAAAUAUUUUAAGUAGUAAAAAAUUUGUCAUGUGUGUGCGAAACGUAUAUGUCUAGAAAUUAAUGUCGGAAGUAAUGAUGUUCGAAACUUAUUUUUUGGAACCAGUGUAUACAUAUCGUAAAAUAACAAAAUAAAUUUUGUUCCAACGUGA
Messenger RNA from Diabrotica virgifera virgifera (western corn rootworm), 12910 nucleotides. RefSeq names its product lysosomal alpha-glucosidase-like. Gene Ontology annotation, biological process: carbohydrate metabolic process. The transcript has 16 exons. The record is from RefSeq and is a predicted model, not a curated record. Gene Ontology annotation, molecular function: alpha-1,4-glucosidase activity; carbohydrate binding. The coding region runs from base 210 to 3242 and encodes 1010 amino acids. Lineage: Eukaryota; Metazoa; Arthropoda; Insecta; Coleoptera; Chrysomelidae.